This is a messenger RNA of Caenorhabditis auriculariae, 3405 nucleotides long. The record is from the annotation of a GenBank genome assembly. Lineage: Eukaryota; Metazoa; Nematoda; Chromadorea; Rhabditida; Rhabditidae.
AUGCGCUUGAAAAGCUUCAUAGCGACGCUCUGCUUUAUUCUGAACGUCAUCUGGGCUUCUUCUGAGAAGACGUCGCCGUAUUACGACGACGACGACCCCGACGAGCAAGCGCCGAGCGUUGUUUUGAACCACGUAAGGGAAAAAACUUUCCGCUGAUGAGGAAAAACAUCCGUAUUUAUCGGAAAGACACGGGAAUCAUCUCAAAUCAAGCGGAAGGAGCCAGGAAAUUCGAAAAAAGCGUACGGUUCUGGAGCGGACGGAAAAAACAAAAAUUGUCCAAUUUCCUGUUCCUCAUUUAGAAAAAAUAUAUCUAAUUUCAGCUCGAUUCUGUAAACUACACAGAAGAAACCGAAGCCAACGCUACAAUAAGUUAUGUUCCAGGUCCAGUUUUCCUUUUUCAAGUUUAUUUUUUAGGUUGAAUCGCUUCGAAACUAAAAUUAAGGUUUAGAAAUACCUUGCCUUAACCUCAAAAUGUGUCAGUCUUUAAUCAUUUUUUUGAGCUUGUUAUAAGAAUAUUGGAGGGUCUAAUGGAUAGCGAGUUUGUUCAAGGAUCUGGGUAUUAAAGUUCGACUCCGCUACUGGUUUUAUUCGGUUUCCUACGGUUUUUUCGUGAUAAAAACUUCAAAAUUUGUUUAUGGAGUAGUAUAUAACUAUGUGGUCUAAUGGAUAGUGAGCUUGUACAGAUAUAUAAGUACCAAAGUUCAACUCCACUUCUCAUUUCUUCAGUUUCAGAUUGAGUUUUUGGUGAAACCAAGCUUCGAAAUAUGUUCAUCGAGUAGUAGUUAACAGGAUGGUCAAGUGGAUAGCGAGCUUGCUCAGGAUUUGAGGUACCAAAGUUCGAUACCUCUAUCCGUUUUUUGAAGGCUCUCACCAGUUUUUUGAAAGAGAUGAAGUCUCAAAUUAGUUCAUACAAUAAUAAACUGCAUAGUUCAGUGAAUAGAGAACUUGUCUGAGAGUCUAGACACCCAAGUUCGACUCCUCUAUUCGUUUAUUUAGUUCUCUACCGAUUUUUUGACGAAAUAAAGUUCUUGCUUAAGAAUCUAGAUACCGCGAUUCUUCUACUCUUUUUGAAUAUUUUUGAGACUUCAGAUUUUUUUUGUUACACAUUUCUGCGUCUUCGCGACGAUAUUCAUAAUCAGCAAACUCCGGCCUUUCAUCAUUUAUUUUCCCAGUCAACCUCUUCUCAUAACUCGAACGGCAAUGGACUAGAAGGCCUGGAAAAGCGCCAGAUGUACUCAAUGGGCCGAACUCAUUUUCAGAUUGCUCUUUUUUUUUUGGUCUCCAGCCGUUUCAUCUGGCAAAUGGAACCCCGUCGUUUGCUCCAACCCAAAAACCGAAAAAAAAAAAAUGCACCAUCAAAAGUUUGGACCCAUCAAAAAAAGGCCGUUUUUCGCGUUGGAGCGCAACAACUGUUUGUGUGGGAAUGAUUUGUGCGAUGGGGCGAAUGAAUGUUGCGAGGGGGCUCUUUUUUCUCUUCUUGUCUUUUCGUUGUUAGCUCUCUGUUUAAUUAGGUCUUUUGAGGGAUCACAUCGACUCUAUUUUGGUCUCUGAACCUUGUUUCCGGAGGAUUAGGGAUGGAAUUCGGAAAGUUUGGAAGGACCUUUCGAGAAAAGGUCCCAAAAUUAAUAAUUUUUUCAAUCUAACAUUUUUAGUUUUUCGACGAAAACUCCUAAGUUGGUUUUUCGCUCUGUCGGAUAUUGGACGAAAAAUGGCAAAAACCAGUAGCGGAGUCGAACUUUCGUACCUAUAUUCUUAGGCAAGCUCAUUACCCAUAAUCAGCACCUUUAGAUUCACUUUUGGUGAACAAAUAACUUCUGCCAAACUCUGCAAAACGUGGAGCGGAGUCGAAAUCUGAUAUUAAAAUUACUAUGCAAGCUCCCUAACCAUUACACCAUCCAGCAAUUUGAGGAAACUUCGGACAUGAUUCCACUACAAAUUUAUUGGAAGAAAGUUCCUUUGACUUAUAAUUCUGCUGCGCUUCUUUAAAAAACUUUUAAAAAAAAGCUUUUCGAGUAAAAAUUGGGUAUAGUCGAUUCACGGCUAGCUUGGGACGCUAAGGGGCGUGGCCUAUUCACCAACCAGACACUGUCUCUUUUCUAAUCGUGUCAGGACCCAUUUUUCGAUGAUUCAAGGGAACCGUAGAUCAGCUAGAAUAUUUUGAAGAAAUGGAGCUUCUAGAACCUGAGAAGUAAAAUUCAGAAGUAGACGAUUAUUUCAGGCUCCUCAAAACGACUAACCGAAUAUCUUCUCGCCAAACACAACGUGAACGCCCCGCCGGAUGGCCUUCUAAAUGUCGCCUAUGAACUCGAAUUGGUUCAUAUUCUGGGGAUCGACGAAUUGAAACAGACCAUGUCCGUUCUAAUCUACGUUGAUGAGGUCGGAAACCUUUUUUCUCAUUUUUUUUUUUGCCAUUCUCUGCGUCUCUAUAGUUUUCAAGUGGUUUUUAUGUUUUUAUGACCUCACUAGUAAGAGAAGGAGGGCGCAGACAGGUCAGACUGUUGCAAAUGACCACUAACAAAAUAUUUUAUUGACACAUUUUUGCCUCUUUUUUUCCAUCCACUUUGAGUUUAUAUGUCCUAAAAAAAUAUUAGACAACUCUUAACAAAAAUUCGUGAAAUUUUUUUCACUUGAAUAAACUUGAAGCUGUUUACAUCUUUCAAAAAAACCGAAUUUUUUUCAAAGGCCUGAUUGAAGGACCUCCUCAAAUUCCUUCCUGAGAGAAUGAGGCAAAAAAAUAAAGAUUUUUUUUCCUCGAAUUUUCAAUAUAUUUAUGAAGUAAUCAAGUUUCAAGCUUAGCGAAUCUGAAGUCCAAAAAGAUUAUUUUAUUAGAAAAAAAUUCAAGAUUGCCCACUUUUUAUUUUCUGUUUCCUAUGAUGAAAAGCGUGGCUGCAAAAAAAUAUGUCUGAAAAAAAGUUUUUUCUAAAAAAAGGGUCUUCGGUGUGAAAAAUUUUCUCGAAAAAGUUCCAAAAUUAACUUCAUCCGUGUACAUUUGAUGAAAAAGGUUUUUUUGUCCUAAAAUAUUUUUACGAACCUCUUUUUUUCGACAUAAAGUCUAUCUUGAAAGCUGUUUUCAAAAAUAAAGUACCUUUUAAAAAUCAACCAAAAAAAUUUUUUUGACAAAGCGUUUUUUGACCUAAAAUACCUUCAAAAUCGAUUAAAAACCAUUCAAAAAGCUUUUUUUCGACCUAAAUUAUUUCUGGAUUCAUUUUUGUAUUCUUGAAAGAAACUUUACUCGGCGAGAAGUCGAGCUUCUUUUCAUUCGCACGUCAUCGACAAAAAUUGCAUUUUCAGCACUGGGUGGACCCAUCUCUCGUCUGGGACCCGGCUCUUUUUGGUGGGAUCACGAAAACUUGGAUUCCGAUGGACAAGGUCUGGGUGCCGGACAUCAUCAUCUUCAACAUGUGA